AUACUCAGGUUACAUCUCCACGGCUUUAUUAGCUCACUUCACCUCCAAACUUCCCUCUUCAGCUGCCUGGUCCCGGAGAGAAGCUGCAGACAUGAAGCUGUUCGUGGCAAUCCUCGCAGUCUUUGCAUCGCUAUCUGUCACUGUUGAUGCCACCGUCUACUUCAAGGAGCAGUUUGCGGAUGGAGAUGGAUGGAACAGCCGGUGGGCCGAGUCCAAGCACAAGUCCGACUACGGCCAGUGGAAACUGAAUGCUGGAAAGUUCUAUGGGGAUGCUGAGGCUGAUAAAGGUAUCCAGACCAGCCAGGACGCCCGCUUUUACGCCCUGUCGGCCCGCUUUGAGCCCUUCAGCAACGAGGGAAAAACCCUGGUCGUCCAGUUCACCAUCAAGCACGAGCAGAAGAUCGACUGCGGAGGCGGUUACGUCAAGAUCUUCCCCUCCGACCUCGACCAGAGCAACAUGCACGGAGACUCUCAGUAUUACAUCAUGUUCGGGCCUGACAUCUGUGGAUACAGCACAAAGAAGGUUCACGUGAUCUUCAACUACAAGGGCCAGAACCACCUCAUCAAGAAAGACAUCAAAUGCAAGGAUGACGAGCUGACCCACCUGUACACACUCAUCCUGAAUCCAGACCAGACGUACGAGGUGAAGAUCGACAACGAGAAGGUGGAGUCCGGCUCCCUGGAGGAAGACUGGGACAUGCUGCCCGCAAAGAAGAUCAAGGACCCGGAGGCCAAGAAACCCAGCGACUGGGACGACAGGGCCAAGAUCGACGACCCCAACGACACCAAGCCUGAGGAAUGGGACAAACCAGAGACCGUCCCCGACCCCGAUGCCAAGAAGCCUGAAGACUGGGACGUGGACAUGGACGGAGAGUGGGAGCCUGCCAUGAUCACCAACCCAGAGUAUAAGGGCGAGUGGAAACCCAAGCAGGUUGACAACCCCGACUACAAAGGAGCCUGGGUCCACCCUGAGAUCGACAACCCAGAGUACACCAACGACGCCGCUAUGUACAAGUUUGAUUCCAUUGGAGUUCUGGGCCUGGAUCUGUGGCAGGUUAAAUCUGGCACCAUCUUUGACAACUUCCUGAUCGGUGACGAUGUCAAAGAAGCAGAGGAGUUUGGGAAGGAAACCUGGGGAGUUACUAAGGAACCAGAGAAGAAGAUGAGAGACGAGCAGGAGGACAUGGACAGGAAAGUGAGGGAGGAGGAGGAGAAGAGCAAGAAGAAGGACACUGAGGGCGAGGAGGAGGAAGAGGAGGAGGAAGAGGGCGAGGAGGAGGAGGAGGAAGAGGGCGAGCACGAAGAGGACACGGAAGAGGACGCCGGGACAGAAGAGGACAUCAAAGAGAAGGACGAGUUGUAGAGGAAAGGGACGCGGUUGGCGGACUGCUGUGUGCUUCUCUCUGCAGGUUCAAACCAACGACAGCAAAUCAUCAGAAAGCCCUAUAUGGACUCCGGCCUUUCAUACGGCAGCCUUUUAUUCAGGUGUAGGGGCGGGGGAGGGGUGGAAGGUGGGGUCAGGUCAGAUUUAUUUUUUAUUGAUUCCCUUGUUGCUUUUUUUAGCCUUGAAAUUAGAGAAAGGAGAAGGGGUUUACGUGUUGUUUUUCCUUCUGUUUGUGUGUCUGCUUCGGUCGAGAGUGUUCUAAUUUAAUGUGAUUUACUGAACGGUCCCCACGGUGUGUGAAUGUGUGUGCAUCCUGCAGUCACUCAGAGCCAAUCCUUCUUUCAUAUUGCCUGUGUUGGGAUGUCCAGUAAAUUGAGGGGUCCGUCUCUGAUGUCUGGUUCAUGCACUUUUCUUUCUCCUGUGUGAUGUAGUACUGUCUGUUUUUUAAGUCAUAAUUUAUUCAAUCAUUGCAUCGAUUCCCUGAAAACAACAUGUCUGAUCCCAAAGCUCUGAUUGUGGGUGUACGUCCUUCCUCCAACUCUGUGUGUGAGUGUGUGUGUGUGUGUGUGAGAGCGAGACUGCAUUAGACAAACUGUGAUUUUUACAAUCGCCAUUUUCCUCAUUGUUCUGUCCUGUGGGUGCACACUGUUCAGUUUCAGUGAAUAAAUUGAAGCCUCUCUCUACAAGCUGGCGCCUGUU
Sebastes umbrosus (honeycomb rockfish) is the source of this 2083-nucleotide messenger RNA. It is a transcript of the gene calr3a, whose product is annotated as calreticulin 3a. Bases 92 to 1363 code for a protein of 423 amino acids. Gene Ontology annotation, cellular component: endoplasmic reticulum membrane; endoplasmic reticulum. Gene Ontology annotation, biological process: protein folding. Gene Ontology annotation, molecular function: calcium ion binding. NCBI's taxonomy places the organism in Eukaryota, Metazoa, Chordata, Actinopteri, Perciformes, Sebastidae. The record is from RefSeq and is a predicted model, not a curated record. The transcript has 9 exons.